Messenger RNA from Cyphomyrmex costatus, 3237 nucleotides. Its product is annotated as neprilysin-like. Gene Ontology annotation, cellular component: plasma membrane. Gene Ontology annotation, biological process: protein processing. Gene Ontology annotation, molecular function: metalloendopeptidase activity. The coding region runs from base 98 to 3199 and encodes 1033 amino acids. The record is from RefSeq and is a predicted model, not a curated record. The transcript has 18 exons. NCBI's taxonomy places the organism in Eukaryota, Metazoa, Arthropoda, Insecta, Hymenoptera, Formicidae.
UCAGCUGAGCAACGAAAAUUACACAUUGUGGUGGAAAACGUUAAACUAGUCAUUAGCACAAUUAAAAUUUAUUUCAGUCUUAAACAAUCUUGCGACAAUGAGACGGCUUAUUUUUCUCGCCUUCGUUGGUAUCCUUUUAAUGAAAAAUGUCACAUCGUCGAAAAAUCAGAGAUAUCCUUCGCGUCUAGCAUGGUUGUUUGGCUUAAACGAUACACAAAAGGAAAUUAAGGAAGAAAAUAAGCCAACCAUGUGUCAAUCUCAAGAAUGCGAAAAAAUCGCUCGGAUAAUAACGGAGAAUAUGGAUAAAUCUGUGGAUCCGUGCGACGAUUUCUACGAAUACGCUUGUGGAAACUGGUUGGAGCAUAAUCCCGCUCCAAAAGGGAUGAAAUCCUGGAGUAUGUUUGCAAGUGCACAAGUAAAUGUCAUGAAGAAAAUAAAAGACAUAUUCGACGAAGGCCCAAAGAAAGAUGAUCUUUUGGCGAUAUACUACGCGAAGAAGUGGUACACAGUCUGUAUGGAUACAGAUGCAAUGGAUAAUCGAGGGCUUGAUCCGCUUGUCUUUACCUUAUCGCGGAUAGGUGGCUGGCCGAUGAUAAUGGAACCUGAUGAAUGGAACGAGGAGGAGUACAGCUGGCAAAAAGUGGAUGAUCAAUAUAUGCGUUUGACAGGAAGAAAUGCUUUUCACGAAGUGCGGGUGAUCGAAAAUUGGAGUUCAAACGAAUCCAAGAAAAUAGUGCAUAUAUCUAGUCCUGAUUUACCUCCGGGUUCAUUCAAACUCUGGGGUGGAAUUGAUGAUUGCAGUGAGGAAGACGAAAACGACAAGGUUCCGAGCGACGAGGAGAAGCAAAGCGAUGAGCAGAAGCAAAGCGACGAGCAAAACGAUAGUCAAAAACCUGAAAGCGAAGACAAAGACGAUAGCAACAAUAAUGACAAUGAAGAUGAUAAUAACGAUGAUGAUAAAGAUAACGAUGACAACAAUAACAAUAAAAAUGAUGAUGAAGAUAGUGACAAUAAUGAAAUAAACGAAAAGGAUAAUGACGACAAUAAUGAGACAAACGAAAAGGAUAACGAUGACAAUAAUAAGACAACUGAACAGGAUAAUAAUGACAAUAAAAAUGAUAAUGAAGAUGAUGACAAUAAUGAAAUAGACGAAAAGGAUAACAAUGACGAUAAAAAUGAUAACAAUAAUGAGACAAACGAAAAGGAUAACGAUGAAAAUAAUGAGACAAACGAAAAGGAUAACGAUGACAAUAAUGAGACAAACGAAAAGGAUAACGAUGACAAUAAUGAGACAAUUGAACAGGAUAAUAAUGACAAUAAUGAGACAAUCGAACAGGAUAAUAAUGAGAAUAAUGAUAUAGAUGAACACGAUAACGAUGAAAAAACAAAAAAAAGAAUCAAUUCGAAAAAAGCCAGUAAAUUCGCAAAAGAUAAAAAAUUAAAGCAUAGUCGAAAAAUUAAGAGCAGCAUCAACUCCAAGAAGUACAAGAAUCAUAUGACGAAGAAAGACAAGAUAAGAAAAUGGGCAAUAUCGAAUAUUCACAAGAAAUUACACACGCAAAAGGUUAAAAAGAACCAUGUGAAGCAAGCACAUAAGCCACAUAAGGAAAGAGUAAAAAAAACUAAGGAUGCGAUACUGCAGAUUAAUACUCAAGAUGAAAUGACUGAUGUAUAUGAUAUAGUAAAACAGUAUACCGAUUACAUUUCAAAAGUAGCUCGCGCUAUAGCUAAAGUAAGAGGCGUUGAAGUCUCAGAGAAACGCAUGAAUAAAGAUAUCCAAGAUAUGAUCAAAUUUCACAUUAGACUAGUUGAUAUUACUACGGAAAAAGGAAAAGAAAAGGAACUAACUCUUAAUGACUUCCAGAAAUGGUAUGAAAAAGAACAACUUAAAACUCCUAAAAGCACAAUUGACUGGCUGUACAAAAUUAGGGAGUUAUUUGACGAAGCUCACGUGCCUGUGGAUGGUGAUAUAGAUGUGAAAAUUAAAAAACCAGAUUACUUCAGUAAUCUUAUAUCUUUAUUAGACGCUACAUCGAGUCGAACAAUCGUGAAUUAUAUACAUUGGCUCUUUUUAAGCAAAAUAAUAAGAACUACUACAAUUGAAAUGAGAAAAUUAUAUGAUGAAUGGGAAGAAAACAAGAAGGAUGAUAAUGACCAGAUUUUGGGAAUCCCAGCAAGAUCGUUCAAAUGCACAAGAGAAGUAGAGAUGAGCGACAUGCUAGGCUACGAGUAUGUGAGAAAGCAUUUCUCUGAUGAAAUCACGACAGCUGCAUCGGACAUGUUGGAUGAUAUACAAAAAGAAGUUGAAUAUCAAAUUAAAUCGUCAAACUGGAUGGAUGAAGGUACUAAGCAUUUUAUUUUAUCUAAAUUGGUGCAUAUGGAGAAAUUUAUCGGAUAUCCAGAAUGGUACAGAAAUAACACUAUUGUUAGACGAUAUUAUCAAGGUCUUCUUCUUGAAGAUUCGUAUUACGAAAAUAGAAUGAGCUAUGAUAGAUACAGUAAAUGGAGGGAGCUACGAAAGUUGAUGAAACAAAAUGAAGAUGAAAUAAUGACGAUAAAUCCUGCAAUGGUAAAUGCCUUUUUCUCACCGGAUCUUAAUUCCAUAGCCCUCUCGGCAGCAGAUUUUCAGAGCCCAUUGUUUGCUUUUGGUCGACCACAAGCUAUUAAUUAUGGUAUUGUUGGAACAAUCAUGGGUCACGAAGUUAAUCAUGGAUUCGAUGACUCUGGCCACUUAUACAAUAACAAAGGAGAAAUUGUGGAAUGGUUAUCUGAAAUGGCCGAAGCAUAUGGCAAAAGAGCGGAGUGUUUUGUGGAACAGUUUAAUAAUUAUCCCAUCGAUAAGACGUCGAAUUAUACAAUAAAGAACUAUGGCAAUCGAACGGCGGGAGAGAAUAUCGCAGAUACAAUGGGGUUAGAGGCAGCGUUUAGAGCAUAUCAAAGAAGAGAAAGAGAAUGCGGAAAGCCGAAUACCAUAUUACUAGAAAACUUCACUAACAAUCAACUUUUUUUCCUAUCCUUUGCCAACUUGUGGUGUGAAGAUCCAACAAUAAGUAUUAUCGAAGCUAAAGGUGACGUACAUAGUACCGGACGAUUAAGAGUUAUAGGAACCGUUUCAAAUUCGCACGACUUCGCCAAAGCUUACAAUUGUCCGGUUGGCAGUGCAAUGAAUCCCGAAAAGAAAUGUCAUAUCUGGAAGUAAAUUACUUCUACGAAUAUUACAAAUUAAAUUAGCCAAUG